AUGGCUCGUACCAAGCAGACUGCCCGUAAGUCCACUGGUGGCAAGGCUCCCCGUAAGCAGCUCGCCUCCAAGGCCGCCCGCAAGGCCGCCCCCUCCACCGGAGGUGUCAAGAAGCCCCACCGUUACAAGCCCGGUACCGUCGCUCUCCGUGAGAUCCGUCGCUACCAGAAGUCCACUGAGCUGCUCAUCCGCAAGCUCCCCUUCCAGCGUCUGGUCCGUGAGAUUGCCCAGGACUUCAAGUCCGACCUCCGCUUCCAGUCCUCCGCCAUCGGUGCCCUCCAGGAGUCCGUCGAGGCUUACCUCGUCUCCCUGUUCGAGGACACCAACCUGUGCGCCAUCCACGCCAAGCGUGUCACCAUCCAGUCCAAGGACAUCCAGCUGGCCCGCCGUCUCCGUGGCGAGCGCUCUUAA
Penicillium subrubescens is the source of this 411-nucleotide messenger RNA. It is a transcript of the gene hhtA, whose product is annotated as histone H3. The transcript is spliced from 3 exons. Bases 1 to 411 code for a protein of 136 amino acids. Gene Ontology annotation, molecular function: protein heterodimerization activity; structural constituent of chromatin; DNA binding. NCBI's taxonomy places the organism in Eukaryota, Fungi, Ascomycota, Eurotiomycetes, Eurotiales, Aspergillaceae. Gene Ontology annotation, cellular component: nucleosome. The record is from RefSeq and is a predicted model, not a curated record. Gene Ontology annotation, biological process: rRNA transcription.